Messenger RNA from Trichosurus vulpecula (common brushtail), 1326 nucleotides. RefSeq names its product calcyphosine like (gene CAPSL). The coding region runs from base 191 to 817 and encodes 208 amino acids. The transcript has 6 exons. NCBI's taxonomy places the organism in Eukaryota, Metazoa, Chordata, Mammalia, Diprotodontia, Phalangeridae. The record is from RefSeq and is a predicted model, not a curated record. Gene Ontology annotation, molecular function: calcium ion binding.
UCCUAAAAAAAUGACAGAUGUUACGGCACCUUCUGAAGGGGAAAUUUUCAAACAGUGAAAGUAUCCGUGUUCUUGUUGCUACUGGGACGUCAUGCUUAGAGUGCUGUGACCAAGGUUCUAGCCCCAGCCCCAUCCUGCCAGGCAGAACUCCUCAGGAAGGAUUUGGUGACUUGUGAAAAUCCUCCUUCAGAUGGCUGGGACUGCAAGACAUGACAGAGAGAUGGCGAUCCAGGCCAAGAAAAGGCUUGCUACAGCCACAGACCCCAUUGAGAGACUUCGGCUCCAGUGCUUAGCCAGGGGGUCAGCCGGUAUCAAGGGCCUUGGCAGAGUAUUUCGGAUCAUGGAUGAUGAUAACAGCCGAACCAUCGACUUCAAAGAGUUUGUGAAAGGGUUAAAUGAUUAUGCUGUGGUGAUGGAAAAAGAAGAAGCACAAGAACUCUUCAGUCAAUUUGAUAAAGAUGGAAAUGGGAAAAUAGAUUUUAAUGAAUUUCUUCUCACAUUAAGGCCCCCAAUGUCCAGAGCCAGGAAAGAGGUCAUCAUGCAGGCCUUCCGGAAGUUAGACAAGACAGGUGACGGUGUGAUAACAAUUGAGGAUUUACGUGGGGUGUACAAUGUAAAACACCAUCCAAAGUACCAGAAUGGAGAAUGGUCAGAAGAGCAAGUUUUCAGAAAAUUUCUGGAUAACUUUGAUUCACCCUAUGACAAGGAUGGAUUGGUUACACCAGAGGAAUUUAUGAACUACUACGCGGGAGUGAGCGCAUCGAUAGACACGGAUAUCUAUUUCAUCAUCAUGAUGAAAACCGCGUGGAAACUCUAAAUGUUUCCCAAGAGGACUUUCUGGACUAUUAUGCUGGGGUUAGUGCUUCCAUUGACAGUGAUGCCUACUUCAUUCUUAUCAUGCGAAAGACCUGGAGAUUGUGACUUUUUGGUUCUUGCUUCUUUCUGGAAUCAAAGACUGUCCAUGGGAUGAUUUUUGAAAGGAUUUCAUCACUGUUAAUUCUGACAUGAUCAUAUGUAUGUGGACUUCUGAACGAUUUGCUUUUUCUCCUCCUACACAGCCAUUGGCACCAUUUCCUUAAGGAAAGUAUGUACAUGGUAUUGUUUCCUCACAAAUAACCAAAAAACUAUCCUAAGACAUUAAGAGAGAAAGAACACUUGGCUAGUGUUCAAAUAAAAUAACCACAUGUUAGCAUCUUUAAAAUUAAGACUAUAUCUGUUACCCUACAGCUUCCUCUUUUCCCAUCUCUUAGAUUCCAGGCUGGAAGGAAUCCACAUGAGAACUGGGGAAAAUAAGUAAUGUCUGUUUCAUAAUCACUCUGAACUUAC